CACACAAAUCCCUCAGACUCGAUGACGCCGACACCAGGAGACUCUUGGGCAGUGACGUUGACGGCUGCUUUCAUCAGGUGCUGUGGGUUCUGGGCAGAAGAUACUGAGUUUGGAAAAAAAGUGAUGGAUAUUAUCGUGAAGUAUUCCGUUGUUGCUAUUUUAUGGGCUUCCGCUGUUACUGUCAGUGAUUUGUAUCACUGUUACGGUGAUGUUGAUAAAUUUACCUAUUGCGGUCUCAAUGUCCUUACAGUUGGUUUCGGAUCCUACAAGCUUGUGGCAUUCUACAUGAAGCGAAAAAUGUUUUUGGAUUUGAUUUACUACGCGAAGAAACACUUCUGGUUUUGUCAUUAUGAUGAGUAUGGCGCUGAGAUGAUGAGGAAAUGUAUGAGAAGAUGUGUGGGGAUUAUUCUGUUUGGAGUGUCCAUGUCUCAUUUGACUAUCAUAAUUUAUUAUAUCAAGCCUCUGAUAGGUAAGCCACAAUAUGUGGAAAUAUCAGUAUUGUAUAAAUAAUCA
This is a messenger RNA of Fopius arisanus, 513 nucleotides long. RefSeq lists its product as uncharacterized. Lineage: Eukaryota; Metazoa; Arthropoda; Insecta; Hymenoptera; Braconidae. Bases 22 to 510 code for a protein of 162 amino acids. The record is from RefSeq and is a predicted model, not a curated record. The transcript is spliced from 2 exons.